GCGCCAGGAGGAAGCUCUAGGGAUGCAGAUGCUCUCUAGUCACGGCAGGGCCAGCAGAGCUGGGGCUCCAGCUCAGGUCUUCACCAGACCCUCAUAUCUAACCACAGCCUCCCGAGUUCCAGCUACCCCGACCUGCCCAGCCGCAGCCUCCACUCCUGUCCUGGGGCCCUGGGGGCUGAGCGUGGGAUGAGCGCAGACAGCUCGCCCAGGGGACCCUGUGAGAAGGAAGCCUGGGUGCCCCAGGAGAGCCACGCACUCCCUGAAGGAAGAGCAGGCGGGGAGUGUCACUCCCUAACCUGGAGCCCCAGGGCUCAAGGAUGGAGGUCCGCAAAUGUCACACUGUGGGGAGACAGGAGCUGGAGACCCUCGCCAACCCCUCCACCAGCCCCAUCCCCCAACUCCUCGGGCACCUUCCAGCUCCACAGCCCUGUCCCCAGGCGCCUGCCACCCCUCGGAGCCGUUAUCUGGCCCCAGGAGCCCGCACUGAAUGUCUGCAGCCUCCACCCCAGACAUGGCACGCCAGGAAGACAGGGCAGGCCCAGCGUCCGCCUGUGCAGCGCUUGGGCCAUGGCUGGGAAGGAUGCCGGGGUUUGUGGUGGCCUUGGCUGGCUCUCAGAUGACUUUGAGGAGCUGGCAAGUCUACAGGCUCCUCCUAGCAGCUGGCAUCAACUCCGUGGCUUCCUCCCUCCUCGGAGCUCAGGGGCGACUCGGCCCCGGGUGCCCGCAGGGCCCCUUGCUCAGCGCCUGUCCAGCAAAUGACAGCCCAACUCAACACACGCCCGCAAGCCUGAGGCACCGCGCCUUCCCCAGGGGCAGUGCCCACCGGGGCGUCUCAGGCGAGCUCCAAGGGCACCCAGCUGAACUGGCUCCACCUGGCUCCUCUCUGAGUCACAGUGUUUUCCAGGAGGGGGGGUGUUCUGUAACAAGAGAGUUGACUGAGCAAAGGAGCUCCUUCCUACCGCUUACCAAGACAGACUAGAGCCGCCGCACACGCCACCGCACACGCCACUGCACACACCACCGCACAUGGAACAAAGACCUGUGUCCUGGCUCUGCCCUCCCCGGGCCACGCAUCCCCUCCUGUCCAGCCGCCAGGCUCCCUGGACCUCCCGUCUCCACUGUCCUGGGAGGCAGUCCCCGCCUCGCUCUCCUCCCAGGCCCCAUGAAUCAGGCCGCCAAGGGGGCACUGAGGCCCCCAACUGGCGUGACCUCGCCUGUCCCCCUCCCUGGGCGGCUGCAGCUCAGUGGCCACCAUCUUCCCACCGUUGGGAAUGUCCUGCAGCAGAGUGGCUGGGAGAAGGCGGGGAGGGUGGGGAGGACACGUGGAGCCCCCGCCAGCCAUUCGCAGGGCUGAGGAGAGACAGUGCGUGGGUUCCUCUGGACGUGGCACUUAGAGGCCAUGGCUGUGCCAGGGACAGUCUGCCCACACAGGGGCCAAUGGGGUAUGGCGGGCACUGGGGGGCAUCAAGGGUGUGCUGACCACACCUGUGGGUGGGCAGGGUCCGGCCUCACAGGUGGUCCCAGGAAGGCUCCACAUCUGGCUGGCCCAGCAGGAGCACUGACUGCCUUUCCCAGCUGUUUGACCCCAUGUGUCAUGUUUUUUCAUCUCUAAGAUGAAGUUGAGGAGGGAGGAAAUGGGAGGAUAAGACACCCCGCUCCGCCCCAGCACGAGAACCUCCAGCUGGGGUGGGAGAGAGUCCACAGAACCCGGAGGAAUCAUGUGGCGGCCAUGAGCCUUUUCUUCUGAGUUUCAGAGACCCCAGGAAGAGUAGGGGGCUCAUCUGGAUUGGAGUCCCAAAGCCACGAUGUGCCACUUGAACGUGGUGGGA
Messenger RNA from Propithecus coquereli (Coquerel's sifaka), 1829 nucleotides. RefSeq lists its product as uncharacterized. The transcript has 3 exons. The record is from RefSeq and is a predicted model, not a curated record. Lineage: Eukaryota; Metazoa; Chordata; Mammalia; Primates; Indriidae. The coding region runs from base 187 to 759 and encodes 190 amino acids.